AUGACGUUACAAGGAUCUCUUGGUUGCGCCUCUGCCUCAUAUACGAUGACCGAGAUUGUCGAUCUUCUCUCGAGCUCUCCGCCUCGGCCACCCACAGCUCGCCAACCAUCUCUCCCGGCUGCAGGCUCCAAACGGCCCCCACCUAGGGAGAAAUCACCAAUUAUCGAAGAUGCCCUCUUCGUCUCGGACGAUGAGUUGGCAGCUAACCCAGUGGUUGGAACUGGGUGGUCAUGGAAAGGGCCUAACGCAGAAGGACCAGCGACCAAGAAGCGCCGGAUAAGCGCAGCAGACUCAAUCGUAUCGAGUCCAAAAAGGAACUCUCCGUCGUUGGCAGCUUCGAUUCCUUCACCUUCUGCGCAGCCCAUGGAUCAGCAACGGAGUAGCUCUGUCCCUAAAGGAGUAAAGAACAUUGGAGGAAAGUUCUACCGACCCGGGCUUGAUGAUUCGGAAGGUGAAAUGGAUGAUGACCCUUUCCGAAGCCCGUCACCUAAGGGGAAAGAGGUUGCAUCUACGCGAAGGGGAUUCGACCAGCCAGAAAUAGACCUUUUGUCUGACGAUGAACCGGACAGUGACCCUUUCAGAUGUUCGCCACCUAGGGGCAAGGAGACUGCAUCAACACGGAGAGGUCUUGACCAGCCAGAAGUGGACUUUCUGUCUGACGACGAGCUUUUUGUGAGCGAGACACCCCAUGAUAAGGGGAAACAGCCGAUGCCAGCUGUACCGAAGCGGAAUCUUAUGGCGGAGGAUAUCAUCUCAAGCUCGCCGGCGCUGACGCAGCGAGCAAAGAGCACACUCAGCAAGACUGCUGACUGGGGUCCUAUCUCGAGCUCGGCGCCCAUUCCAGCCUCUGAUAUUGGCCACCCGCCGGAGCCAUCUCGUCCCUUCCGCAAGACUCGAUCAGAGGUCAUUUUGCUUGACGAUUCUGACGACGCCAUGGAUGAUGUGGACUCCGAUAAAGACGAUAUCCCUGAUAUUAUGGACCUUGCCAGUUCCAAGCGAAAAACCACCUCUGGGUCAACCUCUAAGCGGCCGCCGACAGUUACCAAAUCAAGGAACAAGAGGUUCACCACAGGUGUCUUAUCAGCCAAUGCUGUUGACCUCCCAGAUGAGGAGAGAAAAACGCAACAAACGAAAACCCCCGCCGAAAAAGCAGCAGAGAAAGCAACCAAAGCCGCCGCCCUCGCCGCCGAAAGAGAGCGCAAGCGUCUCGAGAAAGAAGCCGCCAAAGAAGCCAAAGCCUUUGAAAAGAAAAAAGCAGCCGCCCUCGCAGAAGUGAACAAACUUCGCACCGACAAAAAGGUCUCUACCCCCGAAAUGAUUGUUGACCUCCCCAUCGGCCUCAACCCAACCAUCAAAAUCCAGGCCAAGGAACUUCUAAAAGACCUCUCCGUCCAAGUCCAAUCCUCCCGCUCCCCGGUUGACAACAUCGUCCGCUGGAAGCGAGAGGUAGACGUGGAAUACAACCCUGCCCUUUCCAUCUGGGAACCUGUUCCCCAUCGAAUCGACACGGAGAAGUACGCCAUGGCUAUCAUGCCCGCCGCUCGGUUUGUGGAGUUAUGCCUCUCCCCAUCCACCCCAAACCUGGACUCGCAUGUUUCCUCAAUGAAGUCCAGUUUUCCCGGAUUUACCUUGAUCUACCUAAUCGAAGGCCUAAACCCCUUCCUCCGCAAGAACAAGUCCGCUCGAAACAGGCAGUUUGUCUCCGCCGUCCGUGACGGGCUCGAUCCCCCUUCUAGCACCCAGCCCAACCGGCCGGCCAACAACAACCAAAAAAUAAUCAACGAAGACCUCGUCGAGCAAUCCCUCCUCCAGCUACAGCUUGUUCACUCAGCUCUCAUCCACCACACCAACGCCCCGAUUGAAACCUCGCAGCAAAUCGCCGUUUUCACUCAGCACAUCUCCACUGCGCCGUACCGGCGGUUGAGGGAUCAGACGAAUGACACCCAGGCGGGGUUCUGCAUGGACUCUGGGCAGGUCAGGACUGGGACCGAGACGAAGGAUAUUUAUGUGAGGAUGCUGCAGGAGAUUGGGGGGGUCACGAAGCCGAUCGCGGUGGGGAUUGCGCAGGAGUAUGGGAGCGUGAGUCGGUUGAAGAGGGUGAUGGAGGAGGAGAGGCCGUUGAUACGGGAGACGGUGAGGAAGGGGACGAAUAGGGAUGGGGGGUUUAGUGAUCGGGCGAUUGGGCAGGCUUUUAGUAGGCGGGUGCAUAAGAUAUUGCUGGGGAGGGAUGGGGGGAGUAGUGAUAUUUGA
This is a messenger RNA of Podospora anserina S mat+, 2250 nucleotides long. RefSeq lists its product as uncharacterized. Bases 1 to 2250 code for a protein of 749 amino acids. The record is from RefSeq and is a predicted model, not a curated record. The transcript has a single exon. Gene Ontology annotation, biological process: mitotic intra-S DNA damage checkpoint signaling; replication fork processing; double-strand break repair. Gene Ontology annotation, molecular function: nuclease activity; DNA binding. Gene Ontology annotation, cellular component: Holliday junction resolvase complex; nucleus. NCBI's taxonomy places the organism in Eukaryota, Fungi, Ascomycota, Sordariomycetes, Sordariales, Podosporaceae.